Leishmania mexicana MHOM/GT/2001/U1103 is the source of this 441-nucleotide messenger RNA. RefSeq lists its product as hypothetical. Lineage: Eukaryota; Euglenozoa; Kinetoplastea; Trypanosomatida; Trypanosomatidae. The record is from RefSeq and is a predicted model, not a curated record. The transcript has a single exon. Bases 1 to 441 code for a protein of 146 amino acids.
AUGCCGGGACGUGAGCCACCAGCUCCUCGCGGAGGUGCCCAAACCUCGAUGUCUGUCCGCAGAGUCGCUGCCCCAUACGCAUCACGCCGACCACCAGGCAGUAACCCGGCACGACCGGGAUCAGCUACCGGGCAACGCACUGGUGCCGCCCUUCCUACCACCACCACUACCACAGCAAGCAGGUCGGGCCAGAGAUCCCCGGUACCGGCGGAGGCAGCCCCAGCUUGUCCUUGCUGCGCUGCGUGCCUAAAGGCGUUGCAGGAGGUACUGCACGCGUACAAUGCACUGCUGCUCAACUCAAAACGGCUUUUCAUAGACGACGCACUGCACCACUACAGCGGUGACGAAGCGUGGAUUCGCGUAUUGCGCUCGUUGGGCUGGUCCAAUGGGCAGGCUCCAGCAAACGGCGUGGAAAGGCGAAGUGAUCUCACCCAGAGGUAG